UCAGAACAUUAAAACCUAAAAUCAUGGAAGUGGGAUUAAAGUCCAAAGUCCAACAACAAUCACCCGGUUUGAGAAUAAUGUUUAAACCUUUGAACUUUCUAUGGGACCCGACCAUAAAAAAAUGGUGUAUAGCGAUAGUGGAACCCAGAAUUUGUUGGGUCCCAAAGACCCACAUCCCUCAGAAUUGUUAUACACCUUGUCGAUCAGCAAGCAAAACUACUGGUUGUACAAAUUAUCUUCAAGCAGAAUUCUUUUAUAAAUCACAUGCUAGCGGUGGUUCUUUCUGCUGAACAUUUAUUAUUUCUUGGAACAGACAAUUUCUUGCUCUUCUUAAUUCUCCCAUUCUUUAGUAUAAUACCCAUUUGACCAAUAGUACAUCUUUACACGCUUAGAAGAAAACAAAAAUAAUAAUAAUAAUAAUUAAAAAGGAAAAAUAAUUCUUCACCUCCAAAGUCUGAAAAUUUCACUGUUUAGUUUUUCUUUCUGUUAGGUUCUUAGUCUUUGCUCUCUCUUUCUUUAAGUCAAGUUUGAGUGUGUAUACAUUGAGAAAUACUUCUCAUUCUUGAAAACCCAUUAUUUAUUUUGGAUUUUGAAGUCAGAUCUCUUAGUCCAUUGUCAUAUCUCUUGUUUCAGUUUGAAUAGGGUUGCCUAGUUUGCGGUUUGAUGGGGAUUCUUGGGUUGAGGGUACAUGUGAGAUUGAUUGAACGUUUACCAUUUGAGUGAAAGUUGGCUGAUUGAAGGUUUACCAUUUGAAUGAGAGUUGGUUUUGUGUGUCUUUAAGUCUUUGAUAUUGUUGGUUCAUGAGCUGUGGAUUUGGAUAAAUUGCUGUUUCCACAAAGAAGAAAGAGGAAAAAGCUGAGUCUGGGAAAUGAGGUUUUGCGGAUGGACAUAAUUUUUGGUUGAAAGCUUUCAAGGUUAAUAUAAGAAGAAAAUGGAGGUUGAGGAAAAACGUUCAAAAGGAGGCUUUCUUAACCUGUUUGAUUGGCAUGGAAAGUCCAGAAAGAAGCUCUUCCCGAAUACUUCAAAUGAGUUACCUGGAUCCAAGCCAGAAAAGGAAAAUGCAGAGAGUUUUUCAGAGUUACCGCGAUUCAGGGCAGAGGUGGAUGAGAAUGAAGCAAGUUCGAGUAAUAAAGAAAGUAGGGAUUUGAGUUGUUCUUCAUUGGCUGGUAGUGAUGAGGGAUGUGGGACUAGAGCCCCUGGGGUAGUUGCUAGACUGAUGGGUUUGGAUUCCUUGCCAACUUUGAAUGUUGGUGAGUCCUCUUCUCCUCCAGUUUCUGAUUCAUGCUCUUUUAGAACAUCUCAUCAUCAUGGGGUAAAUCACACUGGUAGUGAUUUUUAUUCCACGGAGUGUGUGAAUAUGCCCAACAAGCUGGAAAGGUUACCUAGAAAUCCUGUUCCAUCUAGACCACAGAGGAUGCAGAACAGGCAAAUGGAGAGAUUUCAAACUGAAGUUCUGCCUCCGAAAUCAGCUAAAUCAAUUCCAAUCACUCGCCACAAGCUGUUGUCACCUAUUAAAAAUCCUGGGUUCACCCCAGCAAAGAAUGUGGCUUACGUUAUGGAGGUAGCUGCAAAGAUAAUUGAGGCGAGUCCUCCGGCAUCUGCCAAGUGCAAAGUUCCGGGUGUUGGGCCUUCAUUUCCCUUGAGAAUUCGUGAUAUUCGAGAAAAGGUGGAAACUUCACAUAAAGCCUCCAGGCCUGGAAGAACCAAGGAAGGUAGUGCUCUUAAAUAUUCAAUAGGACCUUCUAAUGACAAGGGCCCUAAAGGUUCAGAUUAUUUACCAGUAAACCAGGCUUUUGUUGGUUUGGAAAAAGGAAAUUUCAACAAUAUGAGAAAUAAGGGAAAGCCGGAAUCAGUAGCAGUGCAAGCAAAUGUCAGUGUUCAAAGAAGGGAGGGACUGGCUUCUUCUGGUAACAGAAGUUCUGUGAAGCAUAAGGAACAGAAUGAGGUCAAAUCAAACCAGUUCUCCAAGUGCCAGCAAAGUGCACAAAGACCUGUGCAGAAAAGAACAUCUUCAGGCAGCUGUAGUAAUGUCCUCAGGCAGAACAAUCAGAAGCAGAAUGGUGUAAUUAACAAAGACAAAUUAGCUUCAAAGACUUUGAUUCCCCAUCAGCCAGUGGGAAGAACAAGGUCUCAGGAUGACUGUAUUGGGCAGAAUAAGACAGUUAACAAGGCUGUUAUGAAGUCCAAAAUCGGCUGCAAACAGAUGGGUCCAGCAUCAACUACCACCGAAAAGGAUGUAUCAUUUUCCACAGUUAAGAGUGUCUCUCGGAAGAAAAGGCUUGCUCAGCAUGAUGUUCAUUUAGAAGAAACAAUUGUUCAUAAUUCAUUGAUGGGUAAAGAAGAAGGUAUAACAAAAUGUAAUGUUGCAAUGGAUGGUUGCACCAGUAUGGGUGCAGAUAACAAGAAGCAAGGAAUGGAUGUGAUUUCGUUUACAUUCACAUCUCCCCUGAAAAGAUCUGUACGUGAUUCCCAGUCCUCGAAUCAAGUCAUGAGAAUAGGAAACAGCUUUGACAUCAAUUCUUUUGGUGAGAAGAAUCAGGAGCUUUGCUCAGAAAACUUCACAACAUCUUCACCUUCAUUAAAUGUAAUUGGUGGUGAUUCUUUGAGUGUUCUUUUGGAACAAAAGCUUCAGGAACUAACAUGUAAAGUCCAGACAUCUAAAUUGAACAUUGUCAGAGAAGGGAGUUCUCCAUCUGGUUUACUAGAUUCUUCAGGUUCCAGUGCGGUAACCACAAUAUCAAGGAGCAAGCAACUUCAACCAGGCAUACCAAGAGAUAAAUUGGACCACUAUGAUUGCUUGCCAGCAGAUUGUCCAGUGCUUGAUUGGAACCUGGUGUGGCAGGAAUAUGAAGGGAUAGAACAAUGUAGUUGGAGCAGGAGCAGCAACUACAAUGAAACUGGAAAAGAAUUGGAUUGUCAUAGUCUUAGACCAAUAUCAAUUUUUGAACCAUCAUUUAAGAGUGGAAGCUGUGCAGAUAACAAAAGUACUACCAAUGGCAGCAAGAAAUGCAUGCUGGAUGAAGCUCAAACUGAAAUCAAUCUUUUCUCUAGAAAUGAAUUACUAUCAGCGUAUGGCAUGAGAGAGUCAUCUGACUCAGUUUCAUCCACUUCAACAACUGAUGUGGGCGGAAAACAUGGGACUACAAAAUUUGGUUUUGUUGAUCUUAAUAUAUCAAGUAACUGGGAACUGGGAUAUGUGAGGUACAUACUCAGCAACACUGAAUUAGCAUUGGAAGGUUUUGCAUUGGGUAAUACUAAAAAGAUUAUUGCCCCAUAUCUGUUUGAUAUCCUCGAGAAUCAACAAAACAAUAGAAAAAGGAAGGGAGAGGAAUGUCUGGGUCUUCAGAGAAAGGUUUUGUUUGAUUGUAUGAAUGAAAGCCUGCACAUGCGCUGCAGGGCAAUGCGUGUUGGAGAGUGGAGUAGAUGGCCGGAAUUGACUCAGAGUAAGGAUCGAUUAGCAAAAGAACUGUACAAAGAGAUUUUGGGUUGGAAAAGCAUGGGAGAGUUGAUGGUGGAUGAACUUGUGGAGAGGGACAUGAGCUGUCAGUACGGGAAAUGGUUGGACUUUGAAAUUGAGGCAUUUGAGGAGGGCCGAGACAUUGAAAAGGGGAUAUUAACUUCUUUGGUCGAUGAGUUGGUUUCUGACUUGUUGGUAGGUUGAUCCCCUAUAAUGGUUUCUUUCUUCUAGAUUGAGUUCAAACUGUGUGGUAACAUCAGGGUAAAUUCUUCUUGUUUGCUUUUCAUCAUGAUUUUCUUAUUUGGAUAUGAUAUUAAGUUCAUCAUCUUCUU
This is a messenger RNA of Ziziphus jujuba (common jujube), 3789 nucleotides long. RefSeq lists its product as uncharacterized. NCBI's taxonomy places the organism in Eukaryota, Viridiplantae, Streptophyta, Magnoliopsida, Rosales, Rhamnaceae. The record is from RefSeq and is a predicted model, not a curated record. The transcript has 6 exons. The coding region runs from base 932 to 3661 and encodes 909 amino acids.